UCUUUGAGUAACAAGUACCAUUAUUUAAAAUUCACAAUUUCUAUCAUGUUUCAAAUUUAAAAUUUUAUUCAGAAUUAGUAUAUAAGUGAUUCGUGAAUUUAAUUGAUUUUACUCUUAUAAAAAUUAUAAACGAAUAUUUAAUCGUGUAUUUUUUAUCAUCUUAGAGUCUGGAAGGCUUCAGAUUAUUAUAAUUAAUUUGUCUAAGAUCCAAGAUGAGUUACAGGGAUUCCUUUUCACUAUACCCGAGAUAUCAUACAUACAGUACUUCUAAAGACCUGCGUGUAGGAUCACAUCUAAGAAGUCCAACGAUGUAUGGGGGAUCCCAAUCAUCUGUCUUGAGCUCUUUAUCAACAUACAGAACUAGUGGAUUGGAUGGGGUUUCCUACACACCAACACCUGAUUUAAAUGAAGUGUAUCCAGGAUUGUUUGUUGGAGAUGCGGUUGCUGCAAAAGACAAAGCAUUUUUAAAGCGCAUGGGUAUUAACUAUGUAUUAAAUACUGCUGAAGGCAAGCGCUACACGCAAGUAGACACUGAUCAUUUAUAUUAUCGAGAUUGUCCUGGUCUUCGCUAUAAAGGCUUUCAACUUAUGGAUCUUCCAUCUACUGACAUAUCAAAGUACUUCCACAUUGCUGCAAAUUUUAUUGAUGAAGGAAUUUCAAGAGGGGGUCGUGUGUUGGUACAUUGCUUUAUGGGAGUAUCACGGUCAGCCACUUGUGCUCUUGCUUUCCUCAUGAUCAAGAGAGGCAUGACUUUGUCUGAAGCUUUAGCUUUGGUUCGUUCUCGUCGUGAUAUUCAUCCCAAUGAAGGGUUUAUUCGUCAAUUGAGGGACCUGGACAGGGAAUUGCGUGUAUGUAGAAUUCGCUGACAGCAAACCCCACUUGAAUCAGUUCUCAGUCUACCAUACAACUUUAGCUCACAACAUCUUCGUGUACGCAGCUUAGACAGAACAUAUUCAAGUCGCUAUCAUUGAUAAUGAGACAGAGAACAAUAAAGUUUGUGACAACACUUUGAACUUUAAAAAAAAUUAGUACCAUAGUUUUAAGUACUAACACAGUAUGCAGAUAGGAUAGAAAUUUGUUUAUGUUUUACGAAAGUAAGUAUGUAUAGAUAAAGAGUAUAAUUUUUACCUAACAAAAUCAAUUUCACUUGGUGGGUUAUUCCCAUUUAAGAAGAGCUAUUUUUGGAAAGUAGAGAAAGGUUUUUAUUACUUUAAAAAAGAAACUGUUGUUACCAUACAGACUUGUGCUAACUAGUCAUUUGUAAAACUUAAUCAGCCAAAAAUUAAAUUGAUAUGUUACAAGGGUUAUAAAAUAAAAAGUAUUCUAUUCAACUAUAGUACAAUUGUCUAGCCUUAAAUGUAAAAGAGGGUAGUAUUUUCACAAUAACAUAAUUGUUAUAUUUAAUUUAUUGAAAUAAAAUACCAUGAAAUGGAUCAUUAUAUAGAAAUACAAUAAUAGUCCACAGUUAAUGGAUUUCUGUUUAGUAUAAAAUUGGCAUAUUCAAACAUGUAGUGAAGAAUUUAAAGACUGGCAUUUAUGAUUGUGGCUUGAUAAGAUCUUGGAUGAUUUAUGCUUUUCAGAAAUAUGCAUGCCGACUGUUGAGGCAACAUGAAUGUCAUUGCCCUUUAAACAUUAUGUCAAGGUGUAAAAUUUGGCUUGUAGCCAACACAUGACUUCAUUAUGUGUGAAGAUGCUGUUCUUGAAAUUAUUCUAUUCUUAAAUAAGAUUUCACUAACAACAUUCAUUGAAAUAAAUAAGUGAUGAGUUAGUAACUCAUGUUUUUCUAUUAAAGUAUGUAACAUGAUUUGGUUGUAAGAAAAAUCAAAACUAAUGACAAUGUAUUUAAUAAAUUAUAUUGAUUAAUUAUUACUUUUCCACAUGAAAAGAUGAAUCUUAAAAUGUAUGUUUUUUUUUAAUUGUUAACAUUGUGAUAUUUCACAUUAUGUAUUAGAAUAAUCAAUUUUUUGUAAUACUAGUAAAUUAUUUAUUUAGAUUUGCUAGAAAAUAUCUGAAGAAUUGAUCUACAACUUAUUUUUUGUAUCAUUUUAUAGAUCUAUACUAGAUUGAGCAUUAAUUAAGUUAGGUUGCAAACCUUAUAUAUCCAUAAAAGGAAAAUAAUAUUUUUUACAUAAAAACUCUGUGAUAAACCACCAAAAAUAUUUUAGAAAACUAGCUAGAUGGUUUUUAAAUAAUCACUAAAGUUGUAAACUGACUAGUCUUAUUUUAAUCAGUACAUAUAUAUAGUGUAAUGAUGUUAAUUUACCCUAUAACUUCACCAUUUCUUAAACAAUAUAUGUUUAUGAAAAAUAUAAUAUACACUGCUUUAGGAGCAUUAAGCUAAGAAUGUUCAUGCAAAACUUUACAUUUACUAAUAGCUGCUUAAAAAUUACAUACAGUGUUAUUUGGAGACAGUAGUAUUAAUUUAAUCACUUUACUCUCCAGGUGGCAAAGAAUUUAGUGCAAAAUAUUAUCAUUAAGUUAUAUUGUUAAUAACCCUGUAUAAUCCUUUCAAUAUAAUUUAUACUGUGUGCUUUUAAAAGAUUGUUAUGAUGUAUUACAUUUUAACUGAAUAAAGAUAGAAAUAAUCA
This is a messenger RNA of Pieris rapae (cabbage white), 2588 nucleotides long. Its product is annotated as dual specificity protein phosphatase 13. Gene Ontology annotation, cellular component: cytoplasm. The transcript has 5 exons. The record is from RefSeq and is a predicted model, not a curated record. Bases 213 to 866 code for a protein of 217 amino acids. Gene Ontology annotation, biological process: protein dephosphorylation; negative regulation of MAPK cascade. Gene Ontology annotation, molecular function: protein tyrosine/serine/threonine phosphatase activity; MAP kinase phosphatase activity. NCBI's taxonomy places the organism in Eukaryota, Metazoa, Arthropoda, Insecta, Lepidoptera, Pieridae.